Clarias gariepinus (North African catfish) is the source of this 2511-nucleotide messenger RNA. It is a transcript of the gene tspan31, whose product is annotated as tetraspanin 31. The record is from RefSeq and is a predicted model, not a curated record. Gene Ontology annotation, cellular component: membrane. The coding region runs from base 136 to 774 and encodes 212 amino acids. Lineage: Eukaryota; Metazoa; Chordata; Actinopteri; Siluriformes; Clariidae. The transcript is spliced from 6 exons.
GUUACCGAGUGACGCCUCCUCUGUGUUCAGGCUGUAGAUGAGCCGAGGCGGGUCGGGUUGAGCGUCCUGUUAGCUCGGGGUGUGUAACGGUUAGCACAGGGGCUGGUGUGUAGAUUAAAUGCCUCAGGGUUCAUCAUGGUGUGCGGAGGAUUCACCUGCUCGAAAAAUGCUCUGUGCGCUCUCAACGUCGUGUACAUGUUGGUGGGUCUGCUCCUGAUUGGCGUAGCAGUCUGGGGAAAGGGCUUUGGGAUUGUCUCCAGUAUCCACAUCAUCGGAGGCGUGAUCGCUGUGGGCUUUUUCCUCUUGCUCAUCGCCAUCGUUGGCCUCAUCGGAGCCGUCCAUCACCACCAAGUCAUGCUCUUCUUUUACAUGGUCAUUCUGUUCAUCGUGUUCCUUUUCCAGUUUGGUGUGUCCUGCUCUUGUCUGGCCAUGAACCAGGAUCAGCAGAAGAAGCUGAUGAACUCCACUUGGCAUCAGAUAAGCAACGAGACUAAGACAGAUUUGGAGAACAAGCUAAACUGCUGUGGUCUGUUCAACAGCACGGUUAACCACGAACAGUUUGAUUUGGACAGGGACAUCUGUAGAGCGAGCUGUAAAAGCCUUUCAAACUGUUUGACGUGUGGUGAAAAGAUGCUGCAGCAUGCCUCCGAGGCCCUGAGGAUUCUGGGAGGUGUGGGUCUCUUCUUCAGCUUCACUGAGAUCUUAGGAGUUUGGCUAGCCAUGCGCUACAGGAACCAGAAAGAUCCCCGGGCAAACCCCAGCGCGUUCUUAUAGUCUCUCAGCCCUUUCCUCCCUGUCCCAUAGUUCAUCAGCGUAGACGAGCGGUUCUUCUUCCCUCUUUGCACAUCCGGAGGCAUUCAGCACGGACUUCAGACUGAACGCCGACCUGCUGCUCUCAGCACACCAUCUCACUGAUCUAACACCACCGCUCUUUUCUCUCUAGAAUUUUAUUUAUUAUUGUUUUUUUGUUUGUUUGUUUUUCCCCUCUCAUAGUCAGAGCAAAAGCUGGACGUCUCAUGAAUGACAGGAUGAUGUUUUGGUAUUUAUGUCUCGAUCUCCAGUCCCAUGGUGUGACCCACAUCAUGACCAUUCCCAUCCUUGAUUUGAGGAAAAAAAAAAAAAACUAAAUGAAUAAAUAAUGUCCUGGACAGUGCUCCAUCGUUGCUAUGUGCAUGCUCGUAGGCAUUACUACAAUUCUGUUCAUUUACCACCAGCGCUCCGUGUACGCUGUAUAGUUUUAUCAUCAUGUGGGCUUUUAGUAUCAGCAAAGCAGGUAGUUUCGUAGAGUUUUGCGUGACCCGAUCGAGGUUUCCGCGAUCUUUGUUUCCGACUCCUUCGAGGCGUCUUAUGCCGAUGUUGCCGAGUCGUCCUUGUUCAAGACGUUAGAAUACUAGCCGAGGAAGUUAGGAUUUUUAGUUCAAUACGUUGUGUAACUGAGCCAUGCAGAAGAGAAGCCAGCAGACUGCAGCCCCGAUGUUGUAACGGGUUGCUUCACUCUGAUCACACACACACAUACACACACACACACGUACGUAUAAGUUUCAUUUGCUUCUCACUGAGGUACAAACCGCACUAGAACCUUAACACUCUUGUGUUUCUUGGUAUUACUUUUUUUUUUUUUUUUGCAAUAUAGCAAAUGGCUUAUGGUUGUUGUUUUUUUUUUUGUGUGUGUGUGCUGUAAUUCAUCACUCUCACAAAGUUCUUUCUGUGCCAUCACUUUAAUCCAAGUGUCUCAUCUCAUUCAAGUCAAGUGUGUUACAUUUUUUUCAUGUUUUUUCAAAUCAUGUCUGACAUGGUAUUUCUUGUAAAGUACUUCUUUUUUUUUUUUUGCCUACACCUCUAGGUGCCAUUUAAAUUUGUGACACGUAAUCCUCAGACGCAAACCGUUUCAUGUUCUGUUUUUGUUUUUGCACUGUGUGUGGGUGUGUGUGUGUAUGUAUAUAUAUAUAUAUAUAUAUAUAUACACAUUUUUUUUUUUUUUUUUUGCAUUUAAAAGUAUUAAAGCCGCUAUUCAGGUUCAUUAAAAACAUAAGUUAUUUGUAUGUGUUGUAUGUGUUCUAAAUACUUAAACCAUUACUAAUCUUACUUUUUUUUUCUUUUACACAUCCAGUCUUAACGUGUUUUUUCUUCUUCUAUUCAUUCAAGUCUAGGUUGUAAUUUUGAGCACGGAGCGCUCGGUUUUAAAUCUCCUCUUUAAGCCGCUUUGCCUCUUCAUUUCCCUUCUUAUUUCUCUUCUGAUAACUAGGAUGCACUGAAUUCUUACAUCGCAUAUUAAUAUUAUUGUGUAUAUGUGCUAAAGACUAGUGUUGUGGCUCCUUCGCCAAAAUGUCAAGAAGGUUUCUUUUCUCUCAUUAUUUAAUUUAUUUUUUUUAUGAGCAGACCAUGUUCAUGUUGAUCGUUCUCACGACUGUAUGCACCCGCAAUUCAGUUUAUUUUUUUCUUUGUUUUCUUGGAUGUUUAUUGUAUUUUACAACCUGAUUUCUUUUCCAAUUAAAACAUCUUAAAGCAAAA